Molecule: messenger RNA, 293 nt
Organism: Staurois parvus
Lineage: Eukaryota; Metazoa; Chordata; Amphibia; Anura; Ranidae
Source: the annotation of a GenBank genome assembly
ACUGCAGACAUGAUAUGUGAGAUGGUUAGACUGCAGACAUGAUACAGGAAAUGGUCAGAGGCUGCGGACACAAUACAAAAGAUGGUCAGAGACUGUAGACACAAUACAAGAGAUGGUCAAGGACUGCAGACAUGCUAUGUGACAUGGUCAGAGAGACACAAUACAAGAGAUGGCUAAGAACUGCAGACAUGCUACGUGACAUGGUCAGAGACUGCAGACAUGAUACAAGAGAUGAUCAGACACUGUGGACACACUACAGUAGACAGUCAGAGACUGAGACAUUAUACACGAGA